This is a messenger RNA of Juglans regia (Persian walnut), 675 nucleotides long. RefSeq names its product ankyrin repeat-containing protein ITN1-like. The transcript has a single exon. The record is from RefSeq and is a predicted model, not a curated record. Lineage: Eukaryota; Viridiplantae; Streptophyta; Magnoliopsida; Fagales; Juglandaceae. Bases 1 to 675 code for a protein of 224 amino acids.
AUGAAGCUGACAGCUUGGGGCUCAUUUCAUAAAGCAAACAAUGAACUCCGAACAGCAGCAACAGAAUGGCUGAAGCGAACCUCAGAAGGAUGCACCGUUGUCGCAGUUCUCAUUGCUACUGUUGCCUUUGCUGCGGCAUACACGGUACCUGGAGGUCCUAACAGUCAGACUGGUACUCCACUCCUCGUCAAUAAACCUUUCUUUGUGGUUUUUACGGUAACCGAUGUCCUGUCCCUUUCAUUUGCUUUGACAUCGGUAGUAAUAUUUCUCUCAAUCCUCUCAUCACCCUUUCGACUAAUGGACUUCAAGGAAUCUCUUCCAAACAAGCUAAUGCUAGGCUUCACAUUUCUGUUCUUGUCCGUGUCCAUGAUGAUGUUUGCGUUUGCAGCAACUGUCCUCCUCAUGAUACAAAAUAGGGAAAGUUGGACUAAAGUCAUCCUAUAUGCACUUUCUUUCCUGCCAGUCGGAAUCUUCGCACUUUCAUAUUUCCCUCUCUAUGUAUCACUAUCAGACACCUCCAAGUACUUGCUGAAAAAGUUGAGACAGUCAAUUCCUCGGAACCUUAUUGUUGUGGUGUUAUCUAUUCCAAAAUAUUUGUUUUGCUGUUGUAAACAUGGAAUCGCCAAUUCCCUUGAACUCCCUAAACAUCGACCCACUUCCAACCGGCACCGGUAG